AUGCCUCCCUCGGCGAUUAUAGUUCCUGGUUACAACUUCUUUACAACCGCCGAUGGAGUAGAGCUUGCCUACCAAAGCCUUGGUGACCAAGCAAACAAGCCAUUAAUUCUACUCCACGGGUUUACCGGAUCUUCUGCUGUCUGGGAUCGCAAUAUCAGCGCUUUACGGGUAAAGUUUUGGGUCAUUGCUCCAGAUCUCCGUGGCCAUGGGCGCUCUGGUCGGCGACCAGAUGGACAGGAUGCCACAGUAGCAAGACUGGGCCAAGAUUUGAAUGAGCUCAUGGAUUGGUUGGGAUUGAACCCAGAACUUCCGCGUGAUAAAGGCAACGCUGGCGGGAAUGUUGCUCGGCCGAGCUGUAUAGCUGGCAGUCUUGGCUGUGCUAUUACUUGGUCAUUCGCGGAGCAGUUUGGAAAGAGCAUAUUUGACAAGUUAAUAUGGGUCGACCAGGCUCCGCUUCAAAACUACACACAGGACGGCACAUGGGGCCCAGAGCAUGGAAACAGGUCCCUCAAUUCCUCUGAAUCGUUGAAGAACAUGCUGGAUACUCUUUCGACUAAUCCCGACGAUGUUUACAAAGGCACUGUUGAUGGUUGCUUGGCAUAUAUCUGGGACCCCACCUGGGGAAGACAGCAAUUUGACUCCGAGGCGGCGUACCUGAAGGCCCAAGAGGAUGACACUAGCUUCUUCCUAAAGAUUGCCCAGCAAGGUGACCCAACCUGGUUCGGAAAGUUGAUGUCUGAUCAUACUGCCAUAGACUGGAGAGGCUCUAUCAAGAAGAAUUUCGGUGCGGCCAGUGCCAACGACACUGACAUAUUGGUCAUUGCGAGCGAAAGAAGCGGAUGCUUUCCAGCCGCAGGGCCAAUGUGGAUUGUAGACGCCAUACUCGAAGAUAAGAACAAGAGUGACGGUGCAUCAGAUGCAUAUGUUAGAGGGGUUGUGGUAGACUUUGGAGGGCACUGGUGUUACUGGGAAGAUGCUGAGAAGUUCAAUGACCUUGUGCUAAAGUUCUUAGCUGGGAAACCAACCAAUACAUAA
Molecule: messenger RNA, 1035 nt
Organism: Pseudogymnoascus verrucosus
Lineage: Eukaryota; Fungi; Ascomycota; Leotiomycetes; Thelebolales; Thelebolaceae
Exons: 3
Coding region: 1-1035 (344 amino acids)
Source: RefSeq, a predicted model, not a curated record